This is a messenger RNA of Kuraishia capsulata CBS 1993, 3207 nucleotides long. RefSeq lists its product as uncharacterized. Bases 1 to 3207 code for a protein of 1068 amino acids. The record is from RefSeq and is a predicted model, not a curated record. NCBI's taxonomy places the organism in Eukaryota, Fungi, Ascomycota, Pichiomycetes, Pichiales, Pichiaceae. The transcript has 2 exons.
AUGAGGCAGAAACCCAGCAAGGUGUAUGCAAAUUACCAUUCGAGAGUCUCCACUUUUGAUAAUGGGGCGAAAGUAGGGAGGAGCAAGAAGAUCGUGUUCUGGCCUCUGAGCCGUCCAACAAAGGAGAUGAUGGCUAGUUGUGGCUUCUUUUUCACUCCCAAGAAAGACCAGACCGAUUGCGCCACUUGCUUUGGGUGUAACAAAUCACAGUACGGUUGGAGUCAAGACGAGCACCCUUGUGCUUCUCAUCUUGAGCAAUCACCCGACUGUUUUGCCUCGACAAUCCUACUUGCAGCUACGACGAGAUCUGGUGAUCAGGCGUAUGAUUGGAGCAAAAAUCCUCGUUUCCGUGACCCAGCUAACACGGAGGUGGUUGCCCUUAUCCGUGCUACCUAUGGCGAUCUGUGGCCGUACGACAGGCCCAAAUAUAAAAGCUAUCCCUCCAGCGAUGUCAUGGCAGCUGCAGGAAUGUACUACAGUCCUAUGUAUGUGGGUGAUGACACUGUGACGUGCCUUUAUUGUGGAUCAGGCUUGGAAGGCUGGGAGGAGAACGAUGAUCCGUUAGACGAGCACCAGAGAAGAGUGCCGAAUUGCUACUUCUUUCAGGCAACACAGCCCGGAACAGCUUCUAAGAAUGUGUAUACGAAGGUUGAAGAUGAUGUUGGCGAAUGGGACAACGAUGAUUCGCUUUUGGAACUAGGUUCUAUAGAGCAUGGUGGACUGUUGAGUGAACUUUCGCUGGACGAGCAUUUUGUGGACCAAGAUGCCCACGUCCCUACCUUGAAUCAUGUGUUGACAAAAUCACCAAGACCUGGUAAAGGGGUGCCGAAAAUCGCAAGAAGAAGGACUCCUUCGUCGCGGCCGGUGAGUUCCGAUCGGUCCUCGAGUGCCUCAACUUUGAGGAACUCAAGUCCCUUGAGGUCUCAAGAGGAACAUCUAGAAGAACCACGUCAUCAUUCGGACAAGGAGGAAAGUCUUGCUGGUUUUGAAACUGCAAAUUUGGGCAUGGAUGUUGAUGUGGUUCCCAACAGUUUCGCCCCAGUUGAGGAGAUUGUUCUGGAGAAUGUCCAGAAAAAAGAGAUAAGCUCUUUAGAGAAACCGAUUGCUGAGGAACCAUUAGUUGAUUCUGAUCAAAAUCCGGUUGAUGAGAUGACAGAGACUCCCAUAGAACAGAUGUCUGCAAUCUCAGAGCCUGAAGAAUUGCCAGUGAGAGUCACCCGCAAGAAGAUCAUUAAAAGAGUCGCGUUCUCCGACGAUGAUCCGUUCGACCUAUCUGAUGGUAACGAUGAAUCUUAUGUUGAUGACGAGUUUAUUCCUGAGGAGAAGGAGGAAACCUUGAGACCGGUAUCUAGAGGGUCCAGAAAGAAACAGCCAUCAAAGCCUGUGGCACCGGAAACCGUCAAACCAAAGCAACCGUCAAAGAAAAAGGCAACCGUGAAGAAAACGAAGAGUCCUGCUGAGCCAGCGGAAGAUAAGGAGAACCAAACAGCUAAGACGAAGGGAAAGUCUAAGAGAUUGAAUGCAAAGCAAAAAGGCUCCAAAUCAACAACAGAAUUAAGCUCUGAUAAGUCGGAAAGGCCAACCCUAUCUCUGAUCUCUCUGCUUAGCAGUGAUAACGAUCUAAAAACAAAUGAGAAGUCAAACGAAAAGUCAAACGAAAAGGCUGCUUCAGAUACUAGGGUGGUUUUUGAAGAACUUCAUGGGUCGGCUACGAAAGCCAAUUUCUCCAGAUUGAAUCUGGCUGAAGGUGUCGAUCAACUUCCUGAAAAGAAGAAAAUCGAUUUCAUAAGUCCUGAGCGUAAACCUGUGCCGACGAAUUUCGACCUGCUCAACUCCGUCAAGGCCGUUUCGCGAACCAGACUUCCUACUCUGUCUCCGCUUUCUGACAGGAGGAACCCAGACAUAUCGAAUAUCUUUGCCAGUCCUUCGAAAUCCGAGGCCAUUAUUAUAGGCUCGCCAUUGAAGUCUGAAAUGAAGAGUUCUUCCUCGAUUGAUGCCUCCACAUUGGCAAUGUCCCCGGUCAAAUAUAGGAGCAUUGUUCAGAACUUCAGGGCUAAUGAGGCUGAUGACGAUCUAAAAUCUGCUCACAGUUCGAAGCCCAUCACGGCUACUCUUCCCUCGUCUCCACCACCCAAACAUGCAUAUGACGAAAACGAAGUUGACGAUGAUGAUGACAUUCGCAUGGAUGACCAUCUACUUUUGACUGACGACAGUGUCAUUCUGGAAGAUCUGGAUUACAGACCUUCUGAACCAAGAAACAGCAGCUACAGACCCUUCGUUGGAAAGAGCUCGAUUAUUAAACCAUCAUCGGAAACUCAAGAUCAAGCAUCUGCCAAUUUCAGCAGUUUCAAUCGCCAUGCCAACCUUCUCACGAGUCCCGAGGCCCAGAGCACUCCACCAGGCGGUGUCAAAAAGGCAAUAUUUAAGCAGUCUUUGUCUGCUCUUUCUCGCUCGUCUCCAUCUCCUCUAGAGAAGCCAGAUUUGAGGAGCAAAAACAGCUCAUUGUUGGAAUUGAGCAUCAAAAAUGUGGAGGCUGUUGAGCAGAAAUCGCAUGUGUCUAGCACAUCUGUGGAACACUCGUUGCUUGCUGAAAUGUCGAGUAGAAAUUCACCUACAGAUAAGGAUUUGAAAAACGCCUCAUUUAAAGAGGCCUCAAACACAGGCCUGGCUGCAGAGGCUAUUUCAAAGACUAACUCGAUUAGAGAGGAAUCUCCCAUUAUAGUCUCGACUAGAGAGGAAGCUACAGUAGAGAAUGCUCUAUUGGAAAAGCCUCCAUCAGAGAAGACUUCAAUAGUGGAAGCUCCUCCUUCGCAACAGGUUGCGAAUUUUGAAAAGGAUGUGGAUUUUGAUAUUCCCAACCCCCAAAGUAUGAGAGUGAGUACUCUGGACACUCAGGUCGAGAAGCCCAAGUGGACUGCUGAACUACAUCGGCCAACCGAAGUGAUCGAGAACCAAAAACUGGCAACCUCGUAUCUCACAGACCUUCUGGAAGGGCCAGCCGAGUCGCUAUAUAACGAUCCUUAUGGCGAGCUCACUCAAUUCAUCAACUCCGUACCGAGCAACGAGCUGAAUAUGACAUUCAAGCAAUGGAUCCAUUUCGACUCCAGCAGGGGUAAACAGAAGUUCCUUGAGAACACUGAAUCUAUGAUAGAGGAGCUGAGGGAGCAGGUCUCGAUGGCUACCGCUUAUCUACAGAAUAUGAGCUGA